Molecule: messenger RNA, 1455 nt
Organism: Closterium sp. Naga37s-1
Lineage: Eukaryota; Viridiplantae; Streptophyta; Zygnematophyceae; Desmidiales; Closteriaceae
Source: the annotation of a GenBank genome assembly
AUGGCGGCAUCGCUUGCGCCACUAUGCCACUCCGCGCUCUCCCCGCCGCCCCUCCGCCUCGCCUCACGCCAUUCGCCCUUCCGCGCCUCCUCCCAGCCGCUCCUCCCGCGAGGGGUGAUGCGCGGGUCGCGCGGGGCGGUGCGCCGCGCGGUGCAGGAGGUGCGCGCGGGCGUGGCGGAGGCGGGCGGGGAGCCAGCGCCGAUGGGGCAGGUGACGCGGUACAACGACUCGCCCAUCGACCUCGCGCUCAUGGGGCUCUUCCGCCGCAAGAUGGAGCAACAAAUCGGUGAGGUGGCGACGAGGAAGGGCGGGUACGAGGCGUUCGUGGAGGUGUCGCGGCGGGUGAUGCAGGGGCGGUCAGCAGCGGAGCAGCGCGCCAUCGUGGCUAACGUGCUCAUGUCGCUGCUGCCACCCAACGCCCCCGCCACUGUGAGAGCACCCCUCCUCCCCUCACUGCUACAUGCAGGCAGGGCGGUCAGCGGCAGAGCAGCGUGCAGAGCAGCGUGCACGGCAGCGUGCCGUGGUGGCCAAUGUCCUCAUGUCGCUGCUGCUGCCGCCCGCCCAACGCCCCCGCCACUGUCAGCCGCCCUUCCCUCUCACUGCCCGCCGCUCCUUGCUUCCCCUACCCCCGCCACUCUGACGCUUCCCCCCCUUGCUGCACCGCUGCCCGUUCCCGCUGCUCUCCUCUCUCUCCCCGCAUCCGCCAUUUCUUUUCACCUCAUUCCGUUAUGCGGCCCCACUCGCCCCCUUCCCCACGCCACCUCUUUCCCAACCCCCUUCUCCCCCGCCCCCUCUCUCCCCACGCCACUCGUCCCCAGUUCCGCAAGCUGUUCCCCCCCAGCAAGUGGUCAGCGGAGAUCAACGCGGCCAUCACAGUGCCCGGCUUUAAGUGGUCGUGGGGCCCUGCCAGUGAUGCUGUCCCUCCCUCGCUUCUCAUGCUGCCUUGCCCAUUCUUCACUCGUUUCCCUCCCUCGGUGCGCUCGCCCUGCCCUCUGUGCUGCUGCUGCUGCUGCUGCUGCUGCUGCUGCUGUUGCCCAUUGCUGCUGCUGCUGCUGCUGCACGGGGGCAGCUGAAGGAGGUGGAGGUGAACGGGCAGAAGCAGAUGAGCGGCGUGCAGAUCACCAAGUGCAGCUGUACCUCGCUGUUGCCAGCCGAUUCCCAUGGUACCUGGAGGUGAGUGGGUGUGUGGGCAUGUACCUGGAGGUGAGUGGGUGUGUGGGCAUGUGCGUCAACAUGUGCAAGCUACCCACUCAGGACUUCUUUACCAACGACUUCGGCCUGCCCCUCACCAUGACACCCAACUUUGAGGACAUGAGCUGUGAGAUGGUGUUCGGCCAGAUGCCCCCUCCCCUCUCUGAGGACCCCGCUCUCUCCCAGCCCUGCUUUGCCGCGCUCUGUUCCAUGGCCCAACCAGAGGCCGACAAGUGUCCACGUGUUCCUGAUGCCACACCCUGA